CCGGGCGAGGACCGCGUGUGUAGGUACUGCCGCCACAGGACCGGGGCCUGGCGUCUGUGGUGACCGCACGCACGCGCACUAAGCUCAGAAUGAGGGUCGCAGCCCUGAUCAGUGGUGGGAAGGACAGCUGUUACAACAUGAUGCGGUGCAUUGCCGAGGGGCACCAAAUUGUUGCAUUAGCAAAUCUAAGACCAGAUGACAACCAAGUGGAGUCAGAUGAACUGGAUAGCUACAUGUAUCAGACAGUGGGUCACCAUGCCAUUGACUUGUAUGCUGAGGCAAUGGCCCUGCCCCUGUAUCGAAGAACCAUCAGAGGAAGGAGCUUGGAGACGGGAAGAGUGUAUACCAGAUGUGAAGGUGAUGAGGUUGAAGAUCUCUAUGAACUAUUAAAGCUCGUUAAGGAAAAAGAAGAAAUAGAAGGGGUAUCAGUAGGUGCUAUACUUUCUGACUAUCAGCGUGUACGAGUAGAAAAUGUAUGUAAACGACUCAAUCUCCAGCCUUUAGCUUACCUUUGGCAGAGAAACCAGGAAGAUUUGCUCCGAGAGAUGAUAGCAUCUAAUAUCGAGGCUAUUAUCAUCAAAGUAGCAGCUUUGGGCUUGGAUCCUGAUAAGCAUCUUGGAAAAACCCUGGGUGAAAUGGAACCUUAUCUUUUAGAGCUCUCCAAGAAGUAUGGUGUCCAUGUGUGUGGAGAAGGUGGGGAGUAUGAGACGUUCACAUUGGACUGCCCUCUGUUCAAGAAGAAGAUCGUUGUGGACACUUCUGAGGCAGUCAUCCACUCAGCCGAUGCAUUUGCACCUGUGGCUUAUCUGCGGCUCUCAGGGCUGCACUUGGAAGAGAAGGUGUCUUCAGUACCUGGGGAUGGUGAAACAACUAAUUAUAUACACAGUUCUUAAUAUUUAUACUGCAUUUUAAAAAUUAUUAUGACCUACUUUUCUUAUUACAAUUUUUAAUUCUUAAAAAAUAUUGGAAACAUUGAAUAAUUGGGAGAAUUUCAGUGAACUCUUCUUUGAUUUUGCCAUUUCUUCAACUUGCUUUCUUCUACAAACAUAAUUUAUCUUUUAUUCCUAUUAGAUUAUUAUUAUAUCACCCAUCACUUUCCUCAGAACCCUACUAUAUACCCCUCCUUGCUCCUUUUCAAAUUUAUGGACACCAUUUUCAUUACUGUUGUUAUAAAACCCUCUCACUGUGUCUCGCUCUCUGUCUCUGCACGCUCCCCCCCCCGCGCCUCUACACACACACACACACACACACACACACACACACACACACACACACACACACACACACACACACACUUUCCUAAAUACAUAAAUACAACCUGUCCCGACUGUGUAGCAUUGCCUAUAUUGUGUUGUCAGGGUUGGCCAUUUGCUGUUGGAUAACCAAGUGCCCUGCUCUCCCCAUGGGUUUUCCCUCCACUCUAGCAUGUCCGUCAGCGCCCUCACUGUUCAGCUCAUGUUUAGGGAGCCAUGAGAAGACUUCACGGGUGCAGCUUCUGAGGCUCCUGGGAGAAGCAAACCCCCUGGGCCUCUGGCUCUCACAGUCCUCUCUCUCCCCUUUACUCUCGUGUUGGUAACGAGUCUCAUGGCCUUUGUGUGGCGGGCCCCUGGAUUUCCUUUGAUUCCUCUCCAGCCCUCUUCAUUUAGCAUUUCCUACUUUUUUCUCCCCUCUUUUUCCCACCCCAUGUCCUGAAAAGAGGUAUCAGAAAAUGAAGACCCUGAUCUUUGUACUUAGCUCAUUGUAAUCACGUGUCACUGCAGUAAUUUCUCUUUUCUAUUUUUUUAUAUAAUCAUUCAAAAUGUUAUUCAUCAUUGGAUAAUUAGAAAGAUUAUCAUAAGUGGCUGGUUAUUUUAUGAUUGAUUUUAAAGAAAUUUUAAGUAUCACUUAUGAAUACCUAAUAUAUAUUUUUUCAAAAACUAUUUUUCUAGAAUAAUUUUAUGUUCACUGCAAAACUGAAUGGAAAAGCACAAAGUGCCCAUGCUUAUUUUUUGUGCCACUGGAACACCAUCUGCCUCAUAUCGGCAUACUAUACCAGAGAGGUAUUUUGUAACUGAUAAACCCUCAUUGCUAGAUCCUUAUCCAAGGUCCAUUUUUAACCAGAAAUGGUGGUUGCCCCUGUAAUUCCAGAACUUGAGAAGUUGAAGCAGGAGCUGUGCUGUGAGAUGUGGCCUGGAUCACCUUGUCUCAAAAACAAACAAAAACUUCAUAGUUUGUACAAAGUCUCACAAUUGUGGUUUUACAUUCCAUGGGAUUUAACAAAUGUUCAAAACCGUAGAUGCAUCGUUAUCCCCCUAUAACAUAGUAGUUCUGCUGUCUUAAUAAUCCUGUGUGCUCCACCUAUUCAUCCUUCUGUCUGCUCCAGCCCCUCCCUGGCAACCACUGAUCUCUCUGCUCUCUAGUUUUGCAAUUUUGAGGAUAUCAUGUGGUAGCAAUCCUUCACUUAUUAGUACGUGUUUUGAUUCCCUUGUUUCUCAUUAUGGUUGUUUCUACUUUUUGUCGAGUAUGAAUAAAGCUGCUAUCAACAUUCAUGUA
This is a messenger RNA of Rattus rattus (black rat), 2532 nucleotides long. RefSeq names its product diphthamine biosynthesis 6 (gene Dph6). Bases 90 to 893 code for a protein of 267 amino acids. NCBI's taxonomy places the organism in Eukaryota, Metazoa, Chordata, Mammalia, Rodentia, Muridae. Gene Ontology annotation, biological process: protein histidyl modification to diphthamide. The record is from RefSeq and is a predicted model, not a curated record. Gene Ontology annotation, molecular function: diphthine-ammonia ligase activity. The transcript is spliced from 9 exons.